Clonostachys rhizophaga is the source of this 2301-nucleotide messenger RNA. Lineage: Eukaryota; Fungi; Ascomycota; Sordariomycetes; Hypocreales; Bionectriaceae. The record is from the annotation of a GenBank genome assembly.
AUGUAUUCACCACGAACAUUUCUCAGUCUCCUGACGGUGGCAUCGGCCGCUUCAGGUCAACUUCACGACCUCGCUGUCAAGGCUGGGCUCGAGUUCUUCGGCACCGCUCUUGGAGAGAGCCACACCAAUGAUUCAGCAUAUAUAUCCCUUGGCACCGACAGCAGUGAAUUCGGACAAUUGACACCUGAAAACGGACAGAAAUGGGACAGCACCGAGCCUAGUCGGGGGCAGUUCAGCUACACUUCCGGUGAUAUCGUUCCUGGGAUUGCUGCGGCCAAUAGCCAGAUUCUUCGUUGCCAUACUCUAACCUGGCACAGCCAGCUACCCAACUGGGUCUCAAGCGGCGGGUUCUCAUACAGCGACCUACAAAGCAUCAUCGAAACCCACAUUGCCAACGUGGUCGGGCACUACGCCGGCGCCUGCCACCACUGGGACGUCGUCAACGAGGCGGCCGACGAUAGCGGCAACUGGCGAAGCAGCGUCUUCUACGAUACCAUGGGGACCGACUUCCUCGCCAUCUCCUUCAACGCCGCCAAAGCCGCGGACCCCUCCGCCAAACUAUAUCUGAACGACUAUAACCUCGAGUACAACGGCGCCAAGACAGACCGCGUCUUCGAAGCCGCCCAGAUCAUCCAGAACGCCGGCGCCCCCAUCGACGGCGUCGGCUUCCAGGGCCACCUCAUCGUCGGGUCCACCCCCUCCCGGUCCUCCCUCGCCACGGCGCUGCGCCGCUUCACGGCCCUCGGCCUCGAGGUCGCCUACACCGAGCUGGACAUCCGCCACUCGUCCCUCCCGCCCUCCGACAGCGCGCUCGUGACGCAGGGCAACGACUUCGCCAACGUGGUGGGCUCGUGCCUCGACGUGGACGGCUGCGUCGGCGUCACCGUCUGGGGCGUCACGGACAAGUACAGCUGGAUCCCGGAUACGUUCCCCGGCCAGGGCGCCGCGCUGCUGUAUGAUGAUAACCUGGCUAAGAAGCCGGCGUGGACGAGGCACCUGGAACAGGAUUGCCUUGCCGUUGGGGCCCUGUCCCGCGGCCUUGUCCACGCGGAAGUAGCCCUUGCGCUCGAGCUGGAGGAAAUCGCCCUCCUUGAGCUCACCGACUCCAGGGUCGCAGAUCGCCUCGACAACGGUAGCGGUGUUAGGGUUAAGGCAGGCCUCAAAGUCGUCGUCCUUGUCCAGGGUGUCCUUGGUGAUGAGAUAGUCAAAGUCCCAGAGCUCAGCCUCUACGAGCUUGCCCUCGUUCUCGGAAAGCCAGGUCAUCUUCUGCUUGGUAGUCUUGAAAUCACCCUCGAGAUGCAACUGGAGCUGGAGCUCCUUGAUCGGGGUAGUGCUCUUGUCAAGUCCCUUGACGAUGGCAUUACCCCAUGCCAUGAGAACCUUGUUGGCGAACCUCACCUGCUUGUUACCGACGGCGGGGUUCUUGGGGUGCUUAGGUCGCUCCUCGUAGUAAGGAGUCUCUGGGCCACCCUCAAUAGUUGCCAGAACGGCAUCCUUCUUAUCCACGGCAUUGAAGCGUGGUACAAUGGGGUCGAGCAUCUUCUUGUUGAGAGUCCAGAUCGUGGUCCAGUCCAUUGUGACGAUGUUACGGCUGGGGCCUUGCUUAAGCAUAAACUCGCGGAGGGCGGGAACAGUCAAACCUCGUCGGAUGAUACCACGGACAGUAGGCAUACGAGGGUCAUCCCACCCAGAAACCUUGCCGCUAUCGACAACCUUGGUCAGCUUACGCUUGGAAAGGAAGGUCUUGAUGAAGUUGAUACGGGCAAACUCCCACAGGUUCACUCGUCGGAUAUCCAGAGCGUUGAGGAACCAGUGAUACUGCUCGUUUCGGUCAGCGUACUCGGUAGUACGCAGGGCAUGGGUCACGCCCUCAAGACUGUCUACGACGGGGCAGGCGAAGUCGUAUGUGGGGUAGAUGUUCCAUGUCCACCCAGUGCGGUGGUGUGGUGCAGGCUCCUUGUCCUGGAAGUUAGGGAAUCGGUAAAUGACAGGGUCUCGCAAAGAGCCGUUGCUGGAGUCGAAAGCGAUGCGAGCUCGGAUGCAAUGUUUCCUUCCAAGCUCGGUUCCCUCCUUCAUCUCCUUAAAGAUGGCCAGGGACUCCUCCGCGGGGCGGUCUCGGCGGGCGCUAGGAAGGCGGUUCAUGCGGUCCUUCUUCUGGAUCUCGGGGUCAGUGUCGUCGGCGUAGGCGUUUCCGGCACGGAUCAUCUUCUCGGCGGUGUCGUAGAGUUCCUGGAAAUAGUCACUGGUAUGGGUGAUGCGGUCGAUCUUGAUGCCGAGAAGCUUCACAUCCUCUACAAUUGA